This is a messenger RNA of Plectropomus leopardus (leopard coralgrouper), 498 nucleotides long. The record is from RefSeq and is a predicted model, not a curated record. Lineage: Eukaryota; Metazoa; Chordata; Actinopteri; Perciformes; Serranidae.
UUGCAGCUGUCGCUGAAGGAGGCUCAGUCUCGGGUGUUGGAGCUGGAGCAGGAGCUGAGCUCCCUCCAGAAGGAGCGAGAUGAAGCUCAGGAAGCAGCUCUUCAGCUGCAGAGCUCUGUGGACCAACUCAUAGAGCAGAGGCAGACUGAAGUUAGACACAAUGACGAGUUGCUGCAGAGUUUCAAAGAGCAGGCCGCUCAAUCUGCCACCAAGGUGAGUGAACUGCAGUCGUCUCUGUCAGCAUGCAGAGAGGAGCUGAACUUAUACCUGCAGCAGAUGGAGAAGGAAAGGAAAAACUAUGAGAGUGAUCUGCAGAUGAACAAAGACAAGGUGUCCUCCCUGCAGGAGAAGCUCCACAAUGCCACCCUGACCUGUCAGAGCUCCAGCAAGGAGAACGUGCAGUUGCAGCUUUCUCUCCAGCAGCAGCAGAUCAUGCUGACCGAGAGCACCGCCCACAUCUCUGAACUGGAAGGGAGUCAGAGCCAGCUGCAGAAGCAG